Mytilus californianus (California mussel) is the source of this 4131-nucleotide messenger RNA. Its product is annotated as golgin subfamily A member 6-like protein 22. The transcript has 24 exons. The record is from RefSeq and is a predicted model, not a curated record. The coding region runs from base 236 to 3946 and encodes 1236 amino acids. Lineage: Eukaryota; Metazoa; Mollusca; Bivalvia; Mytilida; Mytilidae.
UAUAUUUGUUUUCCCUAACAUCAACAAGGGGACAGUAGACUGUCACUGAUACGAAAUCAAUUUAUAUCAAUUAAGUGUAAAUUAACGGAUAAACGAUAAGGAAACUGUCACUUCAUAGAUUUUACUGGAAGUAAAUAUCGAUAUCACUCAAAUUACUUUAAAUAUGGGAUAGAUUUAAGAACCUAGAAAAAAGAAAAAGAAAUUCUUACUGUUUUAAAAGAAACUUUAAAAAAAAAUGUUAAGUCCACUUUCCCGAGGUUUUGGGACAUGGACAGGAAAUUACGAUCCAUAUAAUGAAGAUGGAGCGGAUUCAGAUUCAUUGCCAGAUAUAGAGGAACCUCAUAGACAUGGGAUUACUGUUGGGUUUGUAUCCAGAACUCCCUCAGCUACCCUUGUAUCCCCUCCAUUCAGGACAACUAGUAGUCAUGUAAGGGAGGCUACUUUAUCAGCUAGUACACACUAUGCAAGGGAAGCAACUCUAUCAGGAAAGAGAAAUGGUUCCGGAAGAGAAGUAUUAUUUGCUGAUCCCAUGUCUAGAGAAAAUUCUGAUUCACAAAUGAACUUGCCAAAAACAUUUCUAACAAGAAAAGGUGCCUUAAUGUUAUUUGCAGCAGAUGAAGAUGAACUGGACUCAUUGCCUUCAAAGACUGAUGUCCAUCCCAGGCUUAUGAGAAUACGGAAACCUGUGGAUGUGAUUGAUACAAGUUUAAAGCUUGGUACAAUGGACAAGUUAACUAUGUCAGUUCUUCAGUUUGGUGAAGAGGAGGCUCUAAAGGAGAACAGCAGUGUUACAGAUGACAAAAAUAAGUUGUUCAUGAAGUUUUUAAACAAAGUAGAUGACCGUGAUGUAGACAAGAGGGCUCAGCCUGGUGGUGAUGUUAAAUAUUACCUCAGUGAUCUUAAACAUAAAACCAGUUUGCAGAUGGGACUUUCAAGGGACACUGCAUUACCAAGAAGUCGUGAAGCUUUAGAAUUGAGGGCUAUACUACGUGGUCUACAAGAAGAUGGAUCAUGGCCAAUGACCUACAGACAAGCUGGUGCAGACUUCAAAAGACCAAGUGGCUUAGCUGAACAAUUUUCUAGGCCUGCUUCUCAUUUGCAUCAUCCUCCAAGAAACCAAAAUCAGCGUAUAUUAUCCUCGGACAAGCUUGAAGAUUCAGUAAAGUCACUCAGGUCAUAUUUAGGUAGAUCAUUAGAUACUCUGAAUGAAAAUGGAGUCCCACUUCUUACUAGAAGACGUGCCAAACAUAGAGAAGGUGAUGUUGAUAGUGUGAAACGAAGUAAAUAUGCAAGGGAGCCAACUGAUGAAGAUUUUAGGAGACAUCGUUCACAUAGACCUCAUACAAAUACACCUACACGAGAUCAAGAUAUCCAUGGUGAUGAUGAAGAAAGUAGAGAUAAACUAGGGGAGAUAAUUGAUCCAAGAUUGCCUCGAGAUGACAGAGGAAGAAUUGAAAUGAUUGAUAAUGAAGAUUUAAAUCUCCACUUUACUAAAACUAGUACUCCUUUUCCUCCCCCUACUCCAACCAAUGCAUUUGAUGAAUCUGAGUCGUCUUCUAGUAAUAACUUGUCCCCUGUCAAAGAUAAAUCAACAAAACUGCAAAUUGCAGAAAAUCAAAUGGUUCCAGAUUCAACUCAAGAAACAGUUUCUUCUAAUAUAGAAGAAAAGCAAACAAAUUUGUCUAGAAUUGAUUCAGUUAGCUCAACAAUUCUUGAAAAGAAAGCAUCUUCAAUAGAGACUGUUAAAAACAAAUCCUCGUUAAUUACAAAUGUGCAGUCACAUACAUAUAAUCAGGAACAAAAACAAAAUUCUGUUCAAUCCAAUGCAUAUGAGCAGGAACAAGUAGCUUCAGUUCAGUCACAUGUCAAUGAUCAGGAACAAGAAGAUCUUAAAACCAAAACAUUAAAACCUGAAUCAAAAAAGAGUGAAAUUGAGUCAAUUCAUGCUGAAAUAGAGGAAAGAAUCAAAUCAUCAUCACCAUCCAAUUUGAGAGAACGUUCUCCUAGUCAAAAUUCUAUGAAAGAAGAUGAAUCUAGUCUUAACUUAUCAAAUAUUAAACCUGAACCUACAAAGGGAGAUGAAUCUGGAAUCAAAAUACAAAAUAACGCUAAUGAAUCAGAGACGUCUGUUUUAGUAAGGGGAGAUAAUUUAGAUGAAACACCAAAGGAUAUUAAUUUGGACAACAGUGCAGAAAUUCCACAUCCUACAACACCAAGGUCAACAGAUAUAGCAACUGAGGACAAAUUAUCACCCAGAGCUAAGUCUGAAUCUUCAUCAAAACUAGGUGAGAAGAUUGAAGAGGAUCAUGGCCCAGAAACACUUGUAUCCAUCACUGAAGAUAAAUUUGUCCAGAAAAAGGCAGAGUUACCUACUAUACCAGAUUACCUAAAACCAAAACCUCAGUCAAAACCACAGUCAAAACCACAAGCUAAAAAGGAUCAGAAGAAGAAAGGACAGUUAACAAAAGGUAAAAAGGAAGACAAAACAGCAAAGACUCCGGUAGAUGUCACUAAAGCUAUAGAUAUAACAUCUGUACAACCAGAGGAACAAGAUGAGAUUACACAGAUAAUAAAGAAGAAAGUGACAUUGCCACCUGAGAUUGAACAAAGCAUUAUGCCAGACUUUGUUACUGAGGCUAUCAAUAGAAGUAAAGAAAGGUCAAAACAACAGCUAGAAGAAGAAUUUGCAGAAAAACAAAGAAUGAUAGAAAAAGAAAUAGGUGUUACGUCCUAUGAAGGUGAAGGAAUGACAGCAGAAGAAUUAGAAUUGGAAAAGAAAGAACUGAAGAAAAGAGAAGAACUUGCAAAAGAAAAAAUACUGAAAGGAAAGCCACAGAAAAAGAUGGAUGAAAAAAGUAAAAAAUCUGGUGGCAGCAGUAGCAUAAGGUCGAAAAAAUCUAAAGGCGGAGCUAAAGAUCCUCUACAGCUGGAGAAAGAGAGAAUAAGAGCUUUAAAAGAACAAGAGAAACUGCAACGUAUGGAAGAAAUUAGAGCAUUGGAGGAGAAGAUUGCAGCCCAAUCCAACAGCAUGUCUGCUGACGAUAAGAAAUUUAAAGAUAAAUUACAGACAGAUAAUGAGGUACAAAUGGAAUUGGAAAGAAUUGAAAGAGAGGCUUACAUGGCUGAACAGACUGAAGCAGAUGUCAGACAGGCAUUGCGAGAAGAAAGGAUGAAAAGAAUGGAAGAAAAAGCAAAACUGAAGAAAGAAGAAUUAGCCAGGAAAAGACAGCAGUUGAUAGACAGGAAACAACAGGAGAAACAAUUGAAAGAGGAGGCUCGACAGAGGGAACUUCAAAAAAUUAUGAUGUUGAUGGAUGACGAAGAAAGGAAGAAAAGACAAGAAGAAGAAAGGCUUAAAAAAGAGGAAGAUGAAAAGGAAGAAGAAAAUAAGAGAAAGGAAAUGGAAGAAGAAUUUGCCAGGCAGGAAAGAGAAGAAGAAGAAAGACGUAGACAGUUAGAGGAAGAGAUUGAACAAGAGGAGUUGAGAAGAAUUCAGGUGGAGCAAGACGAAAUUAGAAAACAACAAGAAGUUGUACAGGCUCAGAAAGAGGCUCUGUUAGAGGAACAGAGGAGAAAGAGGGAACUCGCUGCUUUAGAGGAACAAAGACAUGUGGAAGAAUUGGAUAGAAAACAACAAGAAGAAUUGAAGAGACAGGCAGAAGAAAGGGCAAGAAUAAAUGAGCUUCUACAAUUAGAAGAGGAAGUGAGAGAAAGGAUGAAACAGGAUACAGAAAAACGAAGAGAAGAAGCCAUACAGAGACGAGAUACAAAUAUUGAUGCCAAAUCUAAUCUGAACAAGAUACGACAUAGUCAGGGAAUUAACAGAGCUUUUGUCUUCUCAUAUUUUAUAAACUGGCCAAUGGAAACUUAUAUGAGACCAGUUGGAGAACAAGAGAAGAAGAAGAAAGAAGCUAAGCUUAGAGAAAAGAGAAAGAAGGCUAGAUAAAUUUAGUUGAUGAAAGAGUUGAUAAAACUGAAAAAUUAAUUUAAAGUUAAAAAGACAAUACACAUUUACAACAUUUUUUUGGAACUUAUGAUUAUAUUGAUCCACAAUAUUUUUAGCAAAAUUACUUGUUACUAGAACUUUUAAAACACAAAAUGAUAUUUUUUCCAUUUAAAUAUAAAAGGUUA